AUGAUAUCCCCGAAGAGCACGUCCUCGCACCGUAUAUCGGCUCAUCGUACUCACCCUCGUAUCUACAGGGACCUCGUCAAUCGUCUCAUUCGGGACAACCAAGACAUUUGGAACAACUUGCUUCACAACAGGUUUGUCGAGGACAUGCGUAUUGCAAGUGCAGACAAUGAGCACGUUCUCGGCGGUUUCAAAUGGUACAUGAUCCAAGAUUUCUUCUACUGCGUGCAGCUCAUAGCAUACAACGCCGAUCGCGCAGCAAAAGCUCCCAACCCAACGGUAUACGGGAAAUUGACCACAACUCUCAACAACACCCUGACGCAGUGGGCUCCUAACGCCCUCAAAACUUGCACCGAUGCCGAUAAGUUGAACAUCCCAGACACCGUCGUCUUCGCAGCCAAGCGGGAAGGGGUGACUGAAAACUACACAAAGUUCAUCUCUGACACCGCAGAGGAUGAGAAUUGGGUCGUCUCCUUGCUUGCUCAAGUUCCCGGCAUUCAGGUUCGUGAAAGGGAUUAUGAGGUCAAUUUGUAUCAAUAG
Suillus bovinus is the source of this 537-nucleotide messenger RNA. RefSeq lists its product as uncharacterized. The transcript is spliced from 2 exons. Lineage: Eukaryota; Fungi; Basidiomycota; Agaricomycetes; Boletales; Suillaceae. The record is from RefSeq and is a predicted model, not a curated record. The coding region runs from base 1 to 537 and encodes 178 amino acids.